This is a messenger RNA of Centropristis striata (black sea bass), 654 nucleotides long. Its product is annotated as troponin I, slow skeletal muscle-like. The transcript has 5 exons. The record is from RefSeq and is a predicted model, not a curated record. Gene Ontology annotation, cellular component: troponin complex. Bases 16 to 528 code for a protein of 170 amino acids. Lineage: Eukaryota; Metazoa; Chordata; Actinopteri; Perciformes; Serranidae. Gene Ontology annotation, biological process: muscle contraction.
GCCUCCCGCAAACUCAUGCUGAAGAGUUUGAUGGUGGCCAGGGCCAUGGAGGAGCUGGAGCAGGAGUUGGAAGAAAAAGAGGAACAGAAGGCGAAAUACCUGGAAGAAAAAACUCCUCCACUACAGACCGGCGGCAUGUCGCUAGCAGAGCUGCAGACUUUAUGUGAAGAGCUGCACGCCAAAAUCGACGUGGUGGACGAGGAGCGGUACGAUAUCGAAGCCAAAGUCUUGCACAACACCAGAGAGAUCAAAGAUUUAAACAUCAAGGUUCUGGACCUGCGAGGGAAGUUUAAGAGACCCAACCUGAGGAGGGUGAGGGUCUCUGCUGACGCCAUUCUGCGCUCCCUACUGGGCUCCAAACACAAGGUUUCUCUGGAUCUGCGAGCUAAUCUUAAAUCAGUCAAGAAGGAGGACACGGAAAAGGAGAAGACGGUGGAGGUGAGCGACUGGAGGAAGAACGUGGAAGCCAUGUCGGGGAUGGAGGGCCGCAAGAAGAUGUUUGAUGCAGCAAAAGGCCAAAGCCAGUAAACAGCUGCCUUUGCAUCAAAUACUGUCACUUCUAAGGCAACGAGUGCAUAACACAGCAGACAAAAACAUCAAUGCAUAAACUCUGGAGCGCUUUACAAAGUCAGAGAGAACCUUUUGGUAUUCUAC